This is a messenger RNA of Panthera uncia (snow leopard), 1414 nucleotides long. RefSeq names its product acyl-CoA (8-3)-desaturase-like. Gene Ontology annotation, cellular component: membrane. The record is from RefSeq and is a predicted model, not a curated record. The transcript is spliced from 7 exons. Bases 134 to 1414 code for a protein of 426 amino acids. Lineage: Eukaryota; Metazoa; Chordata; Mammalia; Carnivora; Felidae. Gene Ontology annotation, molecular function: oxidoreductase activity, acting on paired donors, with oxidation of a pair of donors resulting in the reduction of molecular oxygen to two molecules of water. Gene Ontology annotation, biological process: lipid metabolic process.
CGGGUACUGAAAACCCGGCGCGCGCAAGCCGUCCCGCGCUCCGCGCACGCGAGGUCGGCGCGCGCUAGCCCGCGGGCCCCGAGCGCGCGCCUGACGCCCCUGCCCCGCCGGCGCGCGGCGACGCCCGGCCCCGAUGGACCCCCAGACCCCUACCCGGACGCCGACCCCGCGCUACUUCACCUGGGACGAGGUGGCGCAGCGCUCCGGGCGCGAGAAUGAGCGGUGGCUGGUGAUCGACCGGAAGGUGUACAACAUCAGCGAGUUCACCCGCCGGCACCCGGGGGGCUCCCGGGUCAUCAGCCACUACGCGGGGCAGGAUGCUACGGAUCCCUUUGUGGCGUUUCACAUCAACAAGGGCCUUGUGAGGAAGUAUAUGAACUCCCUCCUGAUCGGAGAACUGUCUCCAGAGCAGCCCAGCUUCGAGCCCACUAAAAAUAAAGAGCUGAUCUACGAGUUCCGGGAGCUGCAGGCCACCGUGGAGCGGAUGGGGCUCAUGAAGGCCAACCAUGUCUUCUUCCUGCUGUACCUGCUGCACAUCCUACUGCUGGAUGUUGCUGCCUGGCUCACCCUUUGGGUCUUCGGGACAUCCUUUGUGCCUUUCCUCCUGUGUGCGGUGCUGCUCAGCACGGCUCAAGCUCAGGCUGGCUGGCUGCAGCAUGACUUAGGGCACCUGUCCGUCUUCAGCACCUCUACUUGGAACCACCUGCUCCAUCAUUUCGUGAUUGGCCACCUGAAGGGCGCCCCCGCCAGUUGGUGGAACCACUUGCACUUCCAGCACCAUGCCAAGCCCAACUGUUUCCGCAAAGACCCGGACAUCAACAUGCACCCGUUCUUUUUUGCCCUGGGGAAGAUCCUCUCUGUGGAGGUGAGUGGAGGUAUCGGGGGAACGGCCUUAGAGAAUGGGAGCCAACCAGAACGGAGGCCCCUGCCAUACACUGGGCGCUCGGGAUCGUUCCCCCCACAGAAGCCGUUCAAUCCUCGGGGUCCGGCCUCAGGCCGGCUGCUUUGCCAGAACGGGUACGGAGGGGACAGUGACUGCUGGCUUAGCCUCCCACGGCCCCCGACGCAGGGAGAAGCAAUUGGCUCGGGGCUUCGGCGACCGGCCCAAGUCGCACAGCGGGAAGGUGGCAGGCCGGCGCUCCGGCCUCCGCCCCGCGCGCGGCAGACGGUCCCCGACAGCACCCAGCGCCAGGCGGACCCCGCCGCCCUCGGAAGCGCUUCCCAUGGGGUCUCACCUGGCCUUUGGAGCGCGAAGCCUCGACAGCUAGCGCUUGGUCCGGAGUCGCCCACGACGGUGCUCAGCCCCGCAAACCUGCUCAGCGCGGCCGCGGACGCCCUCCCGCUCAGCCGCCUUCCAAAGCCCGCGCUCCCGUCACGUGACCCGCCGCCGCGCACGGCCUCCUGGGAAGUGUAG